This is a messenger RNA of Numida meleagris (helmeted guineafowl), 1987 nucleotides long. It is a transcript of the gene LAMP5, whose product is annotated as lysosomal associated membrane protein family member 5. NCBI's taxonomy places the organism in Eukaryota, Metazoa, Chordata, Aves, Galliformes, Numididae. The transcript has 7 exons. Gene Ontology annotation, cellular component: membrane. The record is from RefSeq and is a predicted model, not a curated record. The coding region runs from base 156 to 974 and encodes 272 amino acids.
GUUAAAUGCUGCAGUCUUCAGUGAGAGACCUGAAAAAGCAUGCUAUUGAACUCUUGUGAGAAAUACAGUCUGAUGUGUUCAGAGGGUCUCCCAUAGAAGCGGACCCUCUCGGAGCAGCAGCUGCCGCCGCGGGCACGCCGUGCCGAACAGGGAGGAUGGCCGCGGGGCGCCUCCCGGGGUUGCUCUUUCUCUUGCACGCCGCGGCUCGUCUGGCUGCCGAGCAAGAAGUUGAAAACCUCUCCGGGCUCUCCCCUAACCCCGAAAAGGACAUUUUUGUGGUGCGGGAGAACAGAACGACGUGCCUCAUGGCGGAAUUCGCCGCCAAGUUCGUCGUCCCUUACGACGUAUGGGCCAGCAACUACGUGGAUCUGAUCACGGAGCAAGCCGAUAUCCCGCUGUCGCGGGGCGCCGAAAUGAAGGGCAAGUGCGGCACCAACGAGUCGGAGCUGGAGAUCUCCUGGCUGGAGCGGGCGUACACCCUCAAACUCUUCUUCCUGAAGGAGGGGCACAACACGUCCCGCGGGCCGGAGGCUUUCUGGAGGCUCAGCCGGAUCCAGUUCUCCUACGACACCUCCGAGCGCACCUACUUCAAGGACGCCGUCAGCCCUGGGAAGCACACAGCCAGUUCCCAUCGCCUCUCUGCCCUUGUCACCCCAGCAGGGAAGUCCUAUGAGUGCCAAGCGCAGCAGACCAUCUCCCUCAUCUCCAGUGAUCACCAGAAGUCUGUGCAGCUCUUGUUGUCUGAAGUCCGCAUCCAGCCCUUUGACAUCACUGCAGAUUUUGUCUUCAGUGAAGAACACAAGUGCCCGGUGGACCAGAGGGAGCAGUUAGAAGAAACCCUGCCUCUGAUUUUGGGCCUGAUACUGGGGUUGGUUAUCGUGAUAACCCUCUGUGUUUACCACAUCCACCAUAAGCUCACAGCCAACCAAGUGCAAAUCCCUCGUGACAGAUCUCAGUACAAACACAUGGGAUAGGCGACAGGACCGAGCGGCUUGAAUAUUCAUCAGGUAGAAAAAGCAAAAGCACUUUUUUCUGUGGGAGAGAAAAGGUGGUUAUGAGGGGGGAAGAGAUGGUAUUCACAACACCCAACUGUGCAGGUAUUUUGUGGAGAUGCAUGAGGUUACGCUUUAAUACAGUGAGUGCACAGACACCGCUGUCUCCAUAAGACAACCAAGCAUAUUUAGGAGUCUGUCUGUGGCAGUAGGUGCUAUGAAUACCCUCUUAAUCAGAUGGUUUGAACACCUGCAAUCAAAUACUUCAUGUUAAUGGCUAACACGGGGGCAAAAUGUUUCUGUUUCUUCCUUUUUUCUUCUUUUUUUUUCCUCAAGGGACUCUUACCUCCCCAUUGCACUACUCUUGGUGUGUGUUCUGUCUCUCUGUGUACGUUCAGGGAGCAGGGCUGGGGGGACAGGGCCAUUGCAUGGGCUUCAUUAAGGCCCUCUGAGAAAGGGGCUCGAACCACAUUCCUGGCAUUUGCACUCGUGUUAAGGAAAGCAGGAAGAGGUACAGGUGUACAUUGGAAAAAUUCAGGCCAGGUCCUCAAGCUGGUAUAAACUGGAGUACUCCAGCAGAGCAGAUUGCAGCCAGCUGAGGAACUGGCCCAACACUUGAGGUGGAGUGAAGAAAGUUUGUUUUUGCUUCCUGAGCCACAUCUGAAUUAAACUUAACAAAAAAAAAAAAAAAAGAGGAGAGAAAAAAAAGAGUAUUGAUACACAAAUUAUAAAGUGCCAUGCUACUGCAAGUCAACUGAGAAAUGCUUCUGGCUGGACAUCCUGCACGUAUUGUGAUUGUUGUUGAGAUGUUACAUUGCUACCUGCAACUGCUACCUUCACAAUGAAACAAAAACAAAAAAACAGAAAUAUUCAAGUUACUAUGCAGAUUAUUCAGGUAUAAUCUAAUGUAACAGAAAACAUGUAAGGAAACCCUGGGAAUCUAAUCUUAAAUGUAGGCCAUUUUUAAAUGAAUUAAAACAUGUACAUAUGUCGUA